UGCUUGGGUGCUUGUGAAGCAGCAGCAGCAGCGGCGGCGCAUGCGCCCAGGAGAAAAUCACGGGCGUCGUGCCUCGCCGCAGCGAUUGCAGAUUUUUGAUGUCAGAUUGGAAGGAGUGAGAAGGGGUGAGAGACACCGGAGUCUAACAUACCGAGCCCGGUGGAAGUGAGGAGUGGAAACCCGGAGUGUGUAAGAGGAGAAGAGGCGUGUGUGACUUAAUCCUUUCUUUCCAACUUGAGUCUUACAAGCCUGUCUGCAGAUGCAACCUGUCUGUCAUCCCAUCCGUCCCAGUAAUCCCUGUUUAUUGCAGCGUUUCCUCCAAAGGGACUACAAUGACACCCUGGUGAACACACUCAGGAUGGAGUAAUCAUACAAACACCCAGCGCAGCGCAGGAUGCGCAUCCCCAACCCGACGACGAAGAAGAAGAAGGUAGAGAAACCUGGCUGUUAUUCUGCUUUCGCAUGUCAGAGAUUUUCCGCGGCGCUGUGGAUUGAUCGUUUCCGUCAUCAGCCUCCUGCUGCCGGUGUCGGUGUAUAAUGGAGAGCUCCAAUGGCUCUGGCAGCGACACCAAACCGCAGAACCACCAGUUGGAGAAGAAGCGACUGAACCGAGCGCCUUCACCGGCCAGACCUUUCCUGAAAGACGUGCACACCCGCGGCGCCAAACCACCUGCCAUCAUACCGAAAUCCCCCAAACUAAGCAAGCAGCAGCAGUCUGCCACAGUGCCCUUAGCCCACCUGAACCGCAGCUCCAGACGCACCCCAGCCGGAGCCAAGGAGAAAGCAGCCACGGCAAAAAGUAACACUAAGUCUGCCGUCGCGAAAAAGCCCAGCAAGGUGCCACAGCAUGCUGCAGCUGAGCCCAAACCCGCCAGCAUCAAGCCGGACUGCACCAGCAGUCCGAUCCUCGCCAAAGGCAAGAAGGGAAAACUAGCCUCUGGUUCCCCGGGCCCUCUCAGCCAUGGAUCCCCGAUCCGGGUACCGACCGGAGCGCCUCUCGGCCGAGUCAGCCAGACCGACAGCAGCUCAGACCUGUCAGACUGCCCGUCCGAGCCGCUGUCGGAUGAGCAGAGGCUGGCACCAGCCGCUAGUAGCGACGCCGAGUCUGGUACCGGCUCCAGUGACCGGGAUCAGCUGGGAGCAGAAGCUACCGGAUCCACAGCUGCUGCCCCGCCGCGCACAACCGAGGCUUCCGCCGCCAAGGGAAGCAUGUCUCAGGCUCAGCUCGCUCCGGGCUCGCACGGAGAGAAACACAAGCAGGAGAAACCCUCCGCAAGCGCACAAUCCAAACUGCCAAGCACCAAGCAAGCAACCGAGGAGGACCUGCUACGGGAAAUUGAGGACUUGAGAUCGGAAAACGACUACCUCAAGGAUGAAGUGGACGAGCUGCGGGCUGAGAUGGAGGAGGUGCGAGACAGCUAUCUGGAGGAGGAGGUCUACCAAGUACAGGAGCUGCGGAGGGACCUGGACCGCUCUAAUAAAAACUGCCGAAUCCUGCAAUACCGCCUGCGAAAGGCAGAGCAGAAGAGCCUACGGGUCGCUCAGACCGGACACGUGGACGGAGAGCUGCUGCGUAGUCUGGAGCAGGAUCUGAAGGUGGCCAAAGAUGUAUCGGUACGUUUGCACAACGAGCUGGAGAUCGUGGAGGACAAACGCAGCAGAGCUGAGGACGAGAACGAGCUGCUCAGACAAAAGAUCAUCGAGGUGGAGAUUGCCAAACAGGCACUGGCCAACGAGCUGGAGAGGACCAAAGAGACUGCACUGAGGCGACGAGGUAGCAGGGAAACAUUUAAAGACAAGAAAUCCACAAGUCAGGAGGACAGUGCGGAUCUCAGGUGCCAGCUGCAGUUUGCCAAAGAGGAGUCCAGCCUCAUGAGGAAAAAGAUGGCCAAGCUCGGCCGUGAAAAGGAUGAACUUGAGCAGGAGCUGCAGAAGUACAAAUCAGUUUACGGGGACGUGGACAGUCCCCUUCCCCUCGCGGAGUGCUCUGGCGGUGGCCCUCACACCACUCGAGAAGCUGAGCUACGAUUGCGUCUCAAGCUGGUGGAGGAGGAGGCUAACAUUCUGGGCAGAAAGAUUGUAGAGCUGGAGGUGGAGAACCGCAGCUUAAGAGCGGAGAACGAAGACAUUCGCUGUCAGUAUGAAAGAGACUGCUUUGGGCGCGAGCCUUUCUCCAGCAUGCCCUCGUCUCCAUAUGGCGGCGAUGCGCUGGAGUCGGCCAGUGAGCUUCGUCGCCAUCUCCAGUUUGUCGAGGAGGAGGCUGAGCUGUUGCGCCGCUCCAUCUCAGAGAUUGAGGACCACAAUAGGCAGCUUACGUCUGAACUCAAUCGCUUCAAAUUUGGUCCAAGCAGCACCUCUGGGGCCGUUGGCGAAGAAGGCAGUGAGGGGGUACUGUUUAAACCUGGGAACGGGGGCACGGGUAAUGGCUCCACUAGUGGGAUGUUGAUGGAGGAGCUUAAAUCAGCCAGGAUGCAGAUCAACGAGCUGAGCGGAAAGGUGAUGAAGCUGCAAUAUGAGAACCGUGUCCUCAUGUCUAAUGUCCAGCGCUGUGACCUGGCUGCACACCUGGGCCUGCGAACCGGCAGCCCUCGAGACAGCGAUGCGGAAAGUGAUGCGGGCCGGCGAGAAGCCGCAGAGGAUGAGGAAGCAGGGCGACUUCUCCUCCUCCAACCCAAGAGAGAAGGUCCUAUUGGAGGUGAGAGUGACUCUGAAGAUCUGUUUGAGAAAACAGCAACCACCUCGGGGUUUGGAAGCAUCAAACCAUCAGAUGGCAGCGAGCUCAGUGCCACUGAACUGGCCAAUCGUAGAAGGGAAGAGCGGGAGUCAUUCGCUAAUGUGAAGCGAGAGGCAGAAAGGCUCGGGAAGACAGUGGACCGUUUGAUCACGGACACUGACAGCCUGAUCUUUGAGGGCAGGCUCCUGGUGACGACAGGAGAGAGCCUCGAAGGCGGGGCAGCCUCAGGAUCCAAACCAGACACUCAAGUCCUGGACACCAUUAACACCCGCAUGAAGGCUUUCCGCACAGAGCUGCACAUCUUUAUGGAGAAGCUGGACCACAUAGGGGAGGGGCUGAGAGAACGGACAGAUGAUCUGUCACCCAUGCCAAACCUCACAGAGUCCAGCAGCUUCCUGUCCACCGUCACCUCCAUGUCUCGUGACUCUCCCAUUGGCACCUUUGGCAGAGACCUGGUGACCGACUUCCAGUCCGGUCAGAGGGAUGAGCUGGAGUGGCGUCUAGGACAGGAGCGAGGCGUGGAGCCCCAGAGCCAGAGCCAGGGUGGGGGCCAGGCCCAGAGCAGGGGAGCCACUGGACUCACUAGGUACCACAGGCCCCUGGCUUUAAAAGUAGAGCUCCGGGACACGCCUGCUUCUGACAUCCAGUUUCGUCUGGAUCACGAGCGAAGGAUGAGGGCGGCAACGGAGGAACGGGAGGCCGUCGCUUCUCUGCCUCAGGGUUUUUUGCAGCAGGAUGAUGAGCGUUUACGUAUGGAGGCCCAGCGUGAGGGUCUGGAGCUGCAGGGCCUUCAGACUCAUGAGGUGCCCUGGGCUCAGGAGAGAGCCAUGCUGCAGCAAGAGGUCCGCCUCUUUAGACGCAACAUCAUCAUCAUCUACAUGAAGCUCAGGUGGAUCCUUAUGCACUGGAAGCUCGGACGCAAAGAAGACUCUGGAGACGACUCGGUGCACCCAGAGUUUGAGAAGUUGGAGGGCUUCCCAGAGUUGGGAGUGAUCAUGGAGCAGGCGGAGGGGGAGUCAGACCGAGACGACAGAAUGUGUUUACCACAGACUCCAGGGGACGUCCCCGACACCACACCCAUGAUCCCUCUGCCGUCACCUGACCGUCACCUGCAGCACCAAAGACAGUUCGGCGAGACGCGUCGAGUGCUGCAGGUCUUGCGGACGCUGCUGGAGGAGUUUCGAGAGGAGCUGCGGGAGGAGGAGGCGCGGCGAUGCCAACUGCAGCAAUCCUACGCCAAUGACAAAGCCGCCUGGGAGGUCAAGUGGGCAGAGAUGAAGUGCCAUGUCGCCCAGCUGGAGGAGGAGGCGCGAGGUAAGGUGCGAGGUGAAGCGCAGGGAGGCGAGGAGGAGCCAGCUGCAGACCCCGAGUGGGCCCUGAAGCUGGAGCGUGAGGAGCAUCAUCGUCUGCUUGCCGAGAGCCACAGCACGUCAUUGGACCUGCGCUGGAAGCUGCAGCACGGAGAGAAGAGGUGGAACCGGGAGAGGGUUGAUCUCCUGGAGCGCUUCGAGAGGGAGCGGCAGGAGUGGGACAGCAGUAUGCGGGAGCUCCACCGGAAGAUGGAGAGGAUGCAGAGGGAACUUAACUCUCGGCGAGGCGAGGGCUCUGACGUUAAAGAUGGCAGCACAUCCUACAGAGGCAUGUUUUCACCUCAGGACAGUCCCUGCCAGGCUCCCCGGUCGCCUCACCCCCCCGCUCCCCUGUACAGCUACACCUGUCCUGAUGCCCCCCACACGUCCCACUCUGACUCCGAGGCCAUUCUGGAGGAGCAGGGGGCUACGAUGGGGCUCAAAGGCUCAGCGGACAACCUGUUCCUGGACGCACUGUCUCUGGACCCCAUGAGUGGACCGGAGGUCCCUCCACCCUCCAGACUGGAGAGUGAGAAGAGGUUUCCCUGCAUGAAGGAGGCCCUAAAUGAGAUUUCAGAGAGAGAAGAUGCUGCUGCUUACUCAGAAGACAAGAUGAGGGAGGGUGGGAGUCUGCUCAGAGCCAAGUCAGUGUGCUCCAUGAGCGACUUCCAGCGGUUAAUGGACAGCUCACCGUUCCUCCCUGACAAGACGCGUCAUGGCGAUCAGGGCCAAGAUGACGUCACCCCGCCUCUGUCUCCAGAUGAUCUCAAGUACAUCGAGGAGUUCAACAAUAAGGGCUGGGACUUCCCAUCAGCCACCUCUGGUCCGGGAUUGUUGCGGGAAGUGUGGACAGACAAAUCAACAGAGGCCCGGGAGGGAGAGACUGUUCCUGAUCCAUUCCAGCCCGCUUCCUGGUUCCUCACCACCAGCGCCACCCUGACUACCAGCACCCUGAGCAGCCCUGAGCACUGCCACAAGUCCCCGCUGAAAGGCAAUGGAGCAGGGGCAGCAGGGGUGGGAGUGGAGCACUACGGGGUGCACAUCCUCCACAGCCCCACCAGACCCGGGGCAGCUGAGCGCACCACUGCCCAGGAUCCGGAUUUCCUGUAUGCAAAGGGGACCAAAGCAAGGGGAGGAGUGGAGGCUGGGGUGGGUGCCAGUGGGCCGGAUGAAGUGUUCAGCAGUGCAAGGUGGCCUUGCCUUCUGGAGGGUGGGGGAUUAAGGACUUCUCCUAGUCAGUCUCCUAUCUGCCCCACAGUGGGCUACGCAUCCUCUCUGGAUCUUCAGCUCUCCAGAAACAUGAGUGAUGACAUGAAGGAGGUGGCCAUCUCUGUGAGGAACGCCAUCCGCUCUCCACCGGGGCCUGUUGUCCGGGACACCGCUUGCCAGACCAACGGAUUCACCACAAGAGGGACUCAGACCACCCAAACCAUCAGCGUGGGUCUGCAGACAGACCUGCUGAGGAACCUGACCAGCAGCCCCCACCGCUGCCUCACCCCGAAAGGUGGCAACACGCCCAUCUCGUCCCCAUCACGCAACACAAGGAAAGUUCAGUACUCUCCUGUGGUCCAGAGCAAGUUUGAGCGACCCUGCUGCUCCCCAAAGUACGGCUCACCGAAACUUCAGCGCAAACCAUCCACGUCCAGUAAAACCGAGCUACCCAAUAACAGCCGCGCCCCCAUGCCCACAACGCCCCAGAAAGGGAACAACGAGUCGGCGUGGGCCCGCUCCACCACCACUCGCGACAGCCCUGUGCACACCACCAUCAACGACGGGCUGUCCAGCCUCUUCAACAUAAUCGACCACACCCCUGUGGUCUAUGACACCAUGCAGAAAUUUAAUAAGUCCCCAAGUCGCUCCCGCCCCACGCCACCCUCCACCACCGAGCCAAGCCCCGCUCACGGGCCUCUGUCCGGAGACCCCAGGAACGCGCAGGAAUGCCUGCGGACUGCUCGCGGGCGCUCACCAAGCCCUGUGCAGCUAAUAGUGGAGACGCAGGGCGACAAGAACCCAGAGGUGGUGAGCAUACGGCAGGACCUAUCGGCCCCACCGGGCUACACGCUGGCUGAAAACGCAGCCCGCAUCCUCAACAAGAAGCUGCAGGAGCAGAACUUUAGGGAGGAGAGGAGGCUGCAGGCGGGAGGACCGAGCAGCCACAGCAGAGACAACAGCAGGCAGGCCGAGUCAGACAGAGGACAGUCAGGAUGCAUGGAGGACCUGCCUCGCUCUCCGGUGGCUCCGCCUCUGGAUUCCUGCUUCCUGAGACCGGCGCGCCCGGCCAACCGCCGACCUCCCUCGCGCUGGGCCGCACGCUCCCCUCCUCGUCCCCAAAGUGGAGCGAGGGCUCGAAGAGGAGGUUCACCUUCCCGCCGCCGGGACACCGGAAGACCAUCCUGGAGGGUGAGGAGCCGCCGUGAAGCCGUCCUCUACCUCCACCUCUGCCUAAACAGACCCAGUACCUCAGAACCCCCCCCAAACAUAUGGACUCCCUCUAGAGGAGCCUGAGGGGGGGGUUGGGAUCCAACCAGUAGCACCAGCUGACCAUCGAGGAACCAGAACCUCUUUUUUUUUUUUUUUUUAAGAGGAACCUGGAAUGUACUGUAUUUAAAGACAACCUAUACAGAAAAAUAAGUUUCCAUAAGAGGUGCCUGUAUACUUGAGUUAACCAUCACCCACGUGCGUGUAGGUGUGUGUGUGUGUGUGUGUGUGUGUGUGUGUGUGUGUGUGUGUGUAUCUGAACCUAUUUUUCAGGUAAAAACUCCUCCUGUGUUUACAUUUUUAUUUUUCUUCAUCGCUGUCCCAUAAACAUUCAUGCAAACUUUUUUUUAAAUCCUUUUUUGUUUCUUUUUGUUUUGCCAGCCUUUAAAGCUUCACUUUACUUUUCUGUUUACGUUCAAGGAGAGGAAAGACAACAAAAACAAGGAAGCAAACAAACAAACAAACAAACAAAAAAACAACUUCUGCUUCACCGGGUCUGAAGCGGAGACACAUGAUGUCAUUUCUGAUGCUCGUGUCCGUCUUUAUUUUUACGUUGAGAUGAAUGUUUGACUCUGUAGACAUGUAGAAGAUGGGUGACAACAAACGUAAUAACCUUAUGCAUAUUUGGAAGGCAGUUGUACAAAUAUGGGUCAAAUAUUUGCAUGCCUUUUGAAUACUAGCACUUUAGUGCAUGUACAUAAAGAGCUAUAGUCAUUUGUGAUUGCUCAGCUCAGCUGUUUGGGGGAGGGGAUUGUUUUGUUGUCACAUAAUUUGCAUUGAUGAAAAUAAGAUGUUUUUAAGUAAAUUAUUGUACUUAUCAGGCUGGCUUUGUACAGUUGUUACUAUUGGAUAUGAAAAACCUUUUCUUUUGACAAGAAAAAGGGAUUGUGGAAAACAUGAAUGUUUUAAAUGAAAAGUCUAUGUCAAAAAAAAGUCUUAACGAGCUAUAGUCCUAUGUAAAUAGUAAAUGGUAAUAAAUAUGAAUGUGUAUUUCCAA
This is a messenger RNA of Oreochromis niloticus (Nile tilapia), 7558 nucleotides long. RefSeq names its product microtubule crosslinking factor 1 (gene mtcl1). The record is from RefSeq and is a predicted model, not a curated record. Gene Ontology annotation, biological process: regulation of autophagy. NCBI's taxonomy places the organism in Eukaryota, Metazoa, Chordata, Actinopteri, Cichliformes, Cichlidae.